Messenger RNA from Sceloporus undulatus (fence lizard), 1041 nucleotides. Its product is annotated as myosin light polypeptide 6. NCBI's taxonomy places the organism in Eukaryota, Metazoa, Chordata, Lepidosauria, Squamata, Phrynosomatidae. The record is from RefSeq and is a predicted model, not a curated record. The coding region runs from base 16 to 717 and encodes 233 amino acids. Gene Ontology annotation, molecular function: structural constituent of muscle; calcium ion binding. Gene Ontology annotation, cellular component: myosin II complex. The transcript is spliced from 7 exons.
ACUACAUCCCCCAGCAUGCAGCGCGGCAAGGUAGUCGUCGUCGUCAUCGCCGUGUUGGGCGUGGUCUCCUCCCCUGGGCGUGUCCCUGUUCCUCCUCCUGGUGGCGCCCUUCCCCUCCAGCGCAGCUCCUCCGCCAAUCGCAGCGCGGGUGACCUCAGAGCCCCGCCGCAGAUAGGCGCCUCCGAACCUUCCGGGCGGAAAGAUAGAAGGAGCAGCACCGCCAGCAGCACCAGCAGGAGCCCUCUCUCGCCUGACGACGCCAUGUGUGACUUCUCCGAAGACCAGACCGCUGAAUUCAAAGAGGCUUUCCAGCUCUUUGACAGAACAGGGGAUGGCAAGAUCCUGUACAGCCAGUGCGGAGAUGUGAUGAGAGCCCUGGGCCAGAAUCCCACCAAUGCUGAAGUCAUGAAAGUUCUUGGGAACCCCAAGAGUGAUGAAAUGAAUAUGAAAACAUUGAGCUUUGAACAGUUCUUGCCUAUGAUGCAAACAAUUGCCAAGAACAAGGACCAGGGAUGCUUUGAGGACUACGUGGAGGGGCUAAGAGUCUUUGACAAGGAGGGGAACGGCACAGUGAUGGGGGCAGAAAUACGUCACGUUCUGGUCACAUUAGGGGAGAAAAUGACAGAGGAAGAAGUAGAGAUGCUUGUAGCUGGCCAUGAAGACAGCAACGGUUGCAUUAACUAUGAAGCAUUUGUGAGACACAUCUUAUCAGGGUGAAUUCGAAUGGGAGUUGGUGCGGAUGGUUCUGAGCGGCUGAAGAUCACCUCUAGCUUCUCCUGUAAAAGCCACCUCCCGUUUAUCCUUAACAUGUUUGUGCCUUUUUAUCUGUGUAUGAAACUAAUUUGGUUCCCUCUUCUCUGACCUCUUGGUUUAGUCCAGGGAGGGAGGGGUUAGAGAAUUUAAAAAUAUCUAAAGAAGGGUGCUCCUGAGUAGAAGUGCAGCAAAGUAAAUCUCUGGCUGGCUUGUCUUUGCAUCACAAUUUCCAGAAGUGUUUGGCUCUUUCUCCUUGUCAAUUGCUUUAAUAAACUGUUCCAAAAAGUG